AUGCCACAAGUAACAAUAAUCUUGUACGAGGUUCUCAGGCUCUACCCUUCAAUCAUUGCGUUAAUACGCUCCAUUCCGAAAGAAACAAAACCAGGAAAAUUGUUUUUGCCAGUUGGUGUAGAAAUUUCACUGCCUGUGUUGUUGAUUCACCAUGAUCAAGAACUUUGGGGCAAAGAUGCGCAUGAGUUUAAUCCUGACAGGUUCUCGGAAAGGGUUUCAAAAGCAACAAAGAGUCAAGUCAUAUAUUCCCCUUUCGGAUGGGGUCUUAGAAUCUGCAUCGAAAUGAACUUUGCUCAGAUGGAAGCAAAAAUGGCGCUUGCAAUGAUCCUAAGACAAUUCUGGUUUGAGAUUUCCUCUUCUUAUGCUCACUCUCCUUGCGGCAUUUUUACUCUACGUCCACAGCAUGGUGCUCACUUAAUUUACAUAAACUUUGGACUCAGAAUCAAAUUCAGGAUUUUGAAUGAGACAUGGUAA
Theobroma cacao (cacao) is the source of this 474-nucleotide messenger RNA. The record is from RefSeq and is a predicted model, not a curated record. NCBI's taxonomy places the organism in Eukaryota, Viridiplantae, Streptophyta, Magnoliopsida, Malvales, Malvaceae.